Messenger RNA from Pseudozyma flocculosa PF-1, 4050 nucleotides. RefSeq lists its product as uncharacterized. Gene Ontology annotation, molecular function: URM1 activating enzyme activity; thiosulfate-cyanide sulfurtransferase activity; nucleotidyltransferase activity. The coding region runs from base 1 to 4050 and encodes 1349 amino acids. Gene Ontology annotation, cellular component: cytoplasm. The transcript has 4 exons. NCBI's taxonomy places the organism in Eukaryota, Fungi, Basidiomycota, Ustilaginomycetes, Ustilaginales, Ustilaginaceae. Gene Ontology annotation, biological process: tRNA wobble position uridine thiolation; protein urmylation. The record is from RefSeq and is a predicted model, not a curated record.
AUGGCCGACCCACUCGCAGCAGUUCAGGGUAGCGUGCCGACCAUCCGUGCGCAACCGACUGGCAAUGACGCAGAGGGAGUCGGGAUCAGGCAGCUGUGGUCCGACAUCUUCCGCUCCUUCACCGCCUCCGACCAAGAGUCGCUUCGUGCAAAGGCGCUCGGCGGCGAGGUUCCCGUCGGCGACCGACCGACGAUGCGCUGGAUCCACUGGAAGCUCUUUCUGUCCGAGCAUCUGUCGAGUACCCCCACCUCAUGGACGGCCGUCCUGGAUAAGGACCGCUCCCAUUAUGCCGAGCUUCGCAGGGACAUGCUGCGGGCGCCGGACGGCAACUAUCCACCCGAUCUGGGGCUGGAAGAUGACGAGCAAGUCCUGGCGCAGAUGAGCCGCAGUCAUGGCGACAGCACAUCCUCAAGGCCCUCGCUCUCAAGCAGUCGGAGCAGCUCCGGUCGGGGAUAUGCCUCCGGCGGGUCUGUCCUCGGCGACCUCUCCGUAAACAACCCGCUCAGCCUAGACGACUCGAAUCCGUGGAAGACCCACUACGCCUCGCUAGAGACCAGACAGACGAUCGCGCAAGACGUCGAACGGACGUUUCCCGACCUUGCCCUCUUCCGCGAGUCUCGGGUGCAAAAGGGGCUGGCCAACGCCCUCUUCGUCUGGUGCGGCCAGAACCAAGACGUGGGCUACCGGCAGGGCAUGCACGAGCUCCUGGCUGUGCUCUGGCUCGUCCGACAGCGCGACUCAACAAGGCAAGGCAGCCGCGCCGGCAGUGGCGGGCGGGGAGCUCAGGGACCCCUCGGCAGCUCGGGAGGCUCCGCGCGCCUCGACGAAGACGUGAUGCAGGCGGUGCUCGGCGAGCGCUGGAUCGAGCACGACGUCUACACGCUCUUCUGCGCCCUGAUGCAGCGCGCAAAGAGCUGGUUCGAAUGGAGGACGCCGCAGCCCGCCGAGCCAGCCCAGCCGCGCAGCGCGGUCCCCCGGACCAUGUCGUGGGGCUCGCUGACGGGGCUGCCGCAACCUUCGACCGCAGCUGCCAACCCGACGACGCCCAUCGUGGCAAAGUGCGAGCGGAUACGACAGCUGCUGCACACGACCGACCCUAGCCUGGCCCAACACCUCGACGCCCUCGCCAUCGAGCCGCAGCUGUUUGCGCUGAGGUGGAUCCGGCUGAUCUUCACGCGCGAGUUCCCGCUCGAGGACGCGCUCAAGCUCUGGGACGGCAUCUUUGCCAUGGACCGCUCGUUGGCGCUCAUCGACCACGUCUGCGUGGCGAUGCUGAUGCGCGUUCGCAACGAGCUCCUGACGGCCGACUACUCGGGCGCCCUCCAGGCGCUGCUGCGCUAUCCGGUCAAUCCCGACGCCCCCGACGGCGGCAACAGGACCGAGCUGCUCGUGCAGCAGGCAAUCUACCUCCGGGACAAUGGGUCCACGCCAGCUUCGGGCGUGGCAAUCGUCCUGCAGAACCGCGAUCUUCUGGGCAUCCCGCCGAGGUUCCCUGACGCUGAGCGGAGCCUCGCCAACGAGCGGCCCAGCAACGGCUCGCUGGGAAGCCCGACAUCGACACGCGACGCGCCUUACGCCGCUAUCUACCAGGCGAGGGGACCCUCCAAGUUUGCCACCGUCGGGCGGAGCCCGUCUGGGGCGAACCCGGUGUCGUCCUGGCAGCGACCGACGCCGGCAUCGCGUCUGCCGGCCACUGCGCCACCGUCGCGGCAUCCGGCGAGGCGCUUCGACGACCCGCUGUCCGCCUCCGCUGCGAUGCCUCAGUCGCCGAGCCGGUCGUUUGGCAUCGUCCCCAGCGCCUACAUUCCCGAGGGCAUCAGCGACUUUGCACGGGGCCUCUAUGAGCGCUCCGAUUCUCUCGGCAUCAACCGUGCACUCAACUCGACCAUGGCCAACGUCCAGCGCACAGUCACGGCAGCCGCAGCCGGCGUCGCAGCGUCCAACGCCGCCAGCAGCGCGGCAGGCAACGGCGGCUUCCCGAGCUCGUUCAGCGAUUCCCUCACGCCAUCGGUCUCUCACGCUAGCCUGUCGGCGACCAGCACGACGACGCCGGCAGGCUUUCAACCUGCUGUGCCUCGGCGCAACGCAUCUGCUGCGGCCGGUCGGACGAGCGGCCCGGGGACAAACAGCGCAUCAUCCCCGAGCAUAUCUACCGCGGAGCUCACUGCGAAGCUCGAAGGGCUGACGACCACCAACAAGGCGCUUGGGGCUGCCCUCGCCACAUGCAUCGAGACGCUCGAGACCAGCUGGCUGUCUCGCCAAGAGGUCGCGCCUGACGGCAUCUCGGCCAGGCCAGCAGGGCACGAGGACCUCGACCAAAGCGACGUCGAUACAUUGAUGAGCUUCACGGCGCUCAAGCACAUCCGCGACGUCCUCAACGGGUCAGCGCGUGAGUUUGACUCGGCCACGCUGCCCUCGAAGCGCCCCGCUGCCGAUCCAGCGGACCAGAAGAAUGCUGCCCAGGCGUUGCCCGCCGCGUCCAAGGCAGCCGCAGCGCCGCAACCUCUGCCGCCGGGAUCGAACACGAACGGGGCAGCCUCUGCAACGACAUCCUCAGAUCACGGUGAAAGUAUCGGUGCAGCGCCAAACAACCCACACGUCGAGACCGCUGCUGCCCUCGCCGGAAGGACGACUCCCACGCCGCCGCCAGGUCUGCCGAUGUGCCUGGCCGAAUACCAGCGCUACGGACGGCAGAUGAUCCUGCCCGACUUUGGUCUCGAAGGCCAACUUCGUCUCCGCCGCAGCAAAGUGCUGGUCGUCGGCGCUGGCGGUCUUGGCUGCCCCGCAGUCCAAUAUCUCGCCGCUGCCGGCGUGGGCCAGAUUUCGAUCGUGGACCACGACAGCGUCGAGGCCUCCAACCUGGCUCGACAGAUUCUGCACUCGGAUGCCAAGAUAGGCAUCAACAAGGCCGAGUCUGCCGCGCAGGCUGCGCACGUCAUCAACCCUUUCAUCAACGUGACGCCGCAUCCCGUGGGCAUCUCGAGCGCCAACGCACGCUCGCUGAUCUCUGGCCACGACCUCGUGCUCGACUGCACCGACAACCCGCUGACGAGGUACCUGAUCUCGGACGCGGCCGUGCUAGAAGGCGUCGAGGUGGUCAGCGGCGCCGCGCAGGGCUACGACGGCCAGCUCAUCGUGCUGCACAAGAAGAUCCUGCCGCAGUUCGCAAGCAAGCCCACCACUGCCGCCUCUCCCGCGAGCACCGCACCCGCCCUCGUCGACCCGAUCGACAAUGCCAGGGGCCCGUGCUAUCGCUGUCUGUUCCCUGUGGCACCAAAGCCCGAGGACGUGACCGACUGCGAGGAUGGAGGGGUCCUGGGCGGCAUCACUGGCUUGGUGGGGACAAUGCAGGCGCUCGAGUCGGUCAAGAUCCUCGCCCAGAUCGGCGAGGCCACGCUGCCGACCAUGACGCUGGUGAGCCCGAUGAGCGGGACGCCCUUCCGCUCGAUCAGGCUGCGGCCGCGACGGCUGGCCACCUGCCGGACCUGCGGCGACCCGGCGCAGGUCGGACGGGACAACAUGAUCUCGGAUCUGCAGAGCGAAGACUACGCCACCUUCUGCCACCUCAAUCGUCCGCCAAUGGUCGACGGACAAGCGGGUGGGCCACGGGUGGCGGUCGAAGAGCUGGAGAAAGGUGCGGCAAAGAGGCUGCUGAUCGAUGUGCGGCCGCCGGUCGAGUUCGGCAUCACCCGCAUCGACGGGUCCAUCAGCCUACCCUACACGACGAUACGCAAGGAUCCGAGCAAGGCGUUGGAGACGAUUCGGUCGCGCCUCUCGACGUCUCCGGUGGGGCAGCCACCGCUGCUCGUAUGUCGCAAGGGCAACGACUCUCAGCUCGCCGUCCGGCUGCUGCAGCAAGCUGCCCGGGACGCGGCGGCGGCGACGGAGGUGGCGAGGCAAGAGGCGGUUCAAGACGACCCGCUCUCGUCUCCAUCGACCGACAGCGCCGCGCCGUCCCGAGCCAGGCGAGACGAGGAGCUCGAGUUUACCGACCUCGUCGGCGGUCUGAGGGCGUAUGCCAAGGUCAAGGAUGGCUUUCCGAUGUACUGA